Prosopis cineraria is the source of this 1319-nucleotide messenger RNA. RefSeq names its product trans-resveratrol di-O-methyltransferase-like. The transcript has 2 exons. Bases 133 to 1203 code for a protein of 356 amino acids. The record is from RefSeq and is a predicted model, not a curated record. Lineage: Eukaryota; Viridiplantae; Streptophyta; Magnoliopsida; Fabales; Fabaceae. Gene Ontology annotation, molecular function: O-methyltransferase activity; protein dimerization activity; S-adenosylmethionine-dependent methyltransferase activity. Gene Ontology annotation, biological process: methylation.
UCGAGGUGCCUUCGGUAAGCACCGAUGUGCUCCCAUGGAAUUUUCAAGUCCCCGACUAUAUAUUUUCUUAACAGUUAGUUUCUUUUACUGGCAGUACUAUUCAUCAGAACAGAGGGAUCUGCGCCUGCAAAAAUGGCUUUCAAUCAAGUCAAGGUAGAAGCAGAAUUGUUUCAAGCUCAGUCCCAUCUGUAUAAACACGUAUUCAAUUUCUUGAGCUCCAUGUGUCUCAAGAGUGCUCUGCAGCUGAACAUACCAGACAUAAUCCACGGCCAUGGCAGACCCAUCACCCUCCCUGAGCUGCUCUCCACUCUUCAAAUGGACCCUGCAAAAUCUUCUUAUCUCUAUAGGCUCAUGCGCAUACUGGUUCACUCUGGCUUCUGCACCACUUCCAAAGUCCCUAAAGGUGAUGGGGAAGAAGAGGGAUACAACCUCACACCUUCCUCUAGGCUCCUCCUCAAAGGCAAUAUCCCAAGCUUGUCUACUUUCGUUCAGGCAAUGUUUCAUCCAGCUAUAGUGCACUCAUCGGAAUCCUUGGGAGAUUGGUUUAUCAGUGAUGAGCCCACCCCCUUUCACACUGCACAUGGGAUGGGAUUCUGGGACUAUCUCAGCCAAAACCAGGAGUUUAACAGGCUCUUUAAUGAAGCUUUGAUUAGUGAUUCAAGUAUGAUGAAUUUAGUAAUUAAAGAUUGCAAAUCAGUCUUUGAGGGAUUCGAUUCAUUGGUUGAUGUUGGGGGUGGCAAAGGAGCUGCGUCUAGGAUCAUAUCCGAAUCACUGCCUAAUCUGUGGUGUACUGUGCUAGAUUUUCCACAUGUUGUUGAAAACUUGCAAGACAGCAGAAAUUUGAAAUUCGUUGGAGGGGAUAUGUUUCAUUCUAUUCCCACAGCAGAUGCCAUUCUUCUUAAGUUGGUUUUACACGCUUAUAGUGAUGAAGACUGCGUAAAGGUUCUCAAGAAGUGCAGGGAAGCCAUUGCAUGCAAAGGCAAAGGAGGGAAAGUGAUUAUUAUAGACAUAGUGAUUGAGAAGAAAGAUGAAGGCGAUCUGAAAGAUGCGAAGCUGUUCUUCGAUGUGUUGAUGAUGGCUGUGGUCGCUGGAAGAGAGAGAGAAGAAAAAGAAUGGGAGAAGCUGUUCCUGGAAGCUGGGUUCAGUCACUACAAGAUAACACCUAUCCUUGGUGUAAGAUCACUUAUUGAAGUUUAUCCUUGAAAUCCCUCCUCAUCAUGUCAUAUCUACUCACUUUGUAUGCUACUGUUAGUUUCUUUUCUUGCUAAGGAUAUCUUAUGAAUUUUAAUCUACUAAUAAGAUUUGUACUUCAAUGUUAA